Plenodomus lingam JN3 is the source of this 900-nucleotide messenger RNA. RefSeq lists its product as uncharacterized. NCBI's taxonomy places the organism in Eukaryota, Fungi, Ascomycota, Dothideomycetes, Pleosporales, Leptosphaeriaceae. Gene Ontology annotation, molecular function: citrate secondary active transmembrane transporter activity. The record is from RefSeq and is a predicted model, not a curated record. Gene Ontology annotation, cellular component: mitochondrion. Gene Ontology annotation, biological process: mitochondrial citrate transmembrane transport.
AUGGCUACCGCAACCGCAACCGCAUCCACAGAGAAGAGGAAGCCGAGCGCAAUGCGGUCCAUCUUAGCAGGCGCAACGGCAGGAGCUGUAGAAAUAUCAAUCACAUACCCCGCCGAGUUCGCCAAGACACGCUCCCAACUCAAUCGUAGACUGGCAGACGGAAAGAAGCUCCCUUGGCCACCGUUUGGCAAGCAAUGGUACGCAGGAUGCACAACCUUGAUCAUCGGCAACUCGUUGAAGGCCGGCAUAAGAUUCGUCGCGUUUGACAUGUACAAGAAUCUGCUCGCAGAUGCCGAGGGCAAGGUAUCAGGUCCUGCGACAGUAAUUGCAGGCUUUGGUGCUGGAGCCACAGAGUCCCUGUUAGCAGUAACGCCAUUCGAGAGUAUCAAGACACAAUUAAUUGACGAUCGGAAAGCCGCAAAACCUCGCAUGCGAGGCUUCCUCCACGGUUCGAGGAUCAUUGCGCAAGAAAAGGGCAUCCGCGGCUUCUUCCAGGGUUUCCUUCCCACGACUGCACGACAGGCUGCCAACUCGGCCGUACGGUUCUCUAGUUACACAUCGCUCAAGCAAUUAGCACAGUCGUACGUUGCGCCAGGAGAGAAGCUGGGAGCCGUGAGCACCUUUGGCCUCGGCGGUCUUGCUGGUAUCAUAACAGUGUACACCACUAUGCCCAUCGAUACCGUGAAGACGCGUAUGCAGUCAAUAGAAGCGCGGGCUGUUUAUAAAAACAGCUUUGAUUGUGUAGCCAAAAUCUUUCGAAACGAAGGAAUCUUGACCUUCUGGUCAGGCGCAAUCCCACGACUAGGUCGCUUGAUUCUCAGUGGUGGUAUCGUCUUCACUAUGUACGAGAAAUCGAUGGAAUUCAUGGAUAAACUUGAUCCCCAAGGGCGAUAUAUAUAA